AUGGGCGAAAACUUGAAUGCGAGCAAUAUUUCAUCGUCGUCUAGCCACCCAGCCCCUCGGGUUCUCGGUAUUCCAAUAUGGCUCCUUGAUGACGUCGCAUAUCCAGUUCUCGUCUAUCUCACAGGCGGCGCUACAAUGUCGCGCACCUCAGCUCAAAUUACGGGUGCUCCUGCUCUCGCCCGCCUCUACCUAGGACCCAAGAUGCCUCCAUCGUACCGCUAUGCGAGAGAGGCUGAUAACACCCCACAGCCUAUUGCGAAGCGGCAUUUUGCCACUCUUUGGCUCCCAGUGAUGGGAUAUGUUAUGGUCGUCGCGCUGCGACAAAUCGCCGAAAAUCAUCAGCUCCUCCGCACCUCGCUCCUUCAUCUCGAGCCUGGAAACCACGGCAAAAGCGAAUCGAGGAGGAUAGAGACCUUCGGCGUGCGCGACUACGACACCAACAACAACACCUCAAGCAACCCGAUCACUUUCGUCGAGGCAGGGGACGUCAGUAGCGGAUGA
This is a messenger RNA of Cyclocybe aegerita, 501 nucleotides long. NCBI's taxonomy places the organism in Eukaryota, Fungi, Basidiomycota, Agaricomycetes, Agaricales, Hemipholiotaceae. The record is from the annotation of a GenBank genome assembly.